CCAGCCGCGGGCCCAGAAUAGCAGCGCUGCCCCGCAGAUAGCAUGGAGCAGCUCCGUGGCUCUGCCGCGUCCCAGGUGGCGCUGCUGGAUGCUGUUGUGUGCCCCGAGGAGGAAGGGUUUCCAAAGGCUGUAUGCCCCAGGGAAGAGGAAGAGGAGGAGGAAGAAUACAGAAGACCUGUCACCUUCACACUGGGAAAUGAAAUACUGGGGCUAGGCCCAGAGACCGAGUUUCAGAACCCUGAUGCUGAAGUCUACAUGCACUUCUUGAGGAGCCACUGCUGUUAUGAUGCCAUCCCCACCAGCUGCAAGCUUGUUGUCUUUGACAUCUCCCUGGAGCAGAUCAAGAAAGCCUUUUUGGCACUGGUGGCCAACGGGGUUCGUGCUGCCCCUCUCUGGGACAGCAAGACUCAGAGCUUUGUGGGGAUGCUCACCAUCACCGACUUCAUCAACAUCCUCCACCGCUACUACCGCUCACCUUUGGUUCAGAUCUACGAGGUGGAGGAGCACAAGAUUGAGACCUGGAGAGAGGUGUACCUGCAGGGCUCCCUCCAGCCACUGGUCUACAUCUCUCCGAGCAAUAGCCUCUUCGAUGCUGUCUACUCCCUGAUCAAGCACAAAAUCCACCGCCUACCUGUCAUUGAGCCUGUCUCGGGCAAUGUCCUGCACAUCCUGACACACAAGCGCAUCCUCAAGUUUCUCCAUAUCUUUGCUUCUACCAUCCCCAAGCCACGCUUCCUGAAGAAAACAGUGCAGGAACUAUGCAUUGGCACCUUCCGUGAUCUGGCCGUCGUGGCUGAGACUGCCCCAAUUCACACUGCCUUGGAGAUUUUUGUGGAUCGCCGUGUCUCCGCCUUGCCUGUCAUCAAUGAUGCUGGGCAAGUGGUUGGCCUGUACUCGCGGUUUGACGUCAUUCACCUGGCAGCCCAGAAGACCUACAACAACCUGGACAUCAGUGUGAGGGAGGCGCUGCGGCAACGCACUGUCUGCCUGGAGGGGGUCCUCACCUGCUACCCCCAUGAACCUAUGGAGGACAUAAUUGACCGCAUUGCCAAGGAGCAGGUCCAUCGCCUGGUUCUGGUGGAUGAGAACCAAUACCCGCGGGGCAUCGUCUCCCUCUCUGACAUCCUGCAGGCCCUUGUGCUCACUCCUGCAGGUAUUGAUGCUCUUAACUCUUAGCCCACGGUGCUCCAUCUUUCUCCACUUGCACCCUCAAUUUCUCUCCACUUCAGGUAGGCACCACCCCCUCAUUGCUGUGUGCCUGUCCCCUCCCUGCUGCUGGGUCACCUGCCUCUGCCCCAUCCAAAGUGGUCCUGGGGGAUGGAGGAAGCUGUGGCUGGGCUCUGGCAGCGCUGGGUGCCCAGGUGGGGACAGCAGGACCCAGGUGCUGCUUGUCCCAGGGGUACAGAAAGAUCACAGGGGAUCCCUGGUGACUGUGAGGAAGGAUGGGGGCACCUUCCAUGGAGAGACUCUGCCAGAGCCCCAUUCAGGCGGUGUGUGGAAUGCAGGUUUUGCAGGUCCCUGGGCUUUAGGCUGGUUGAGGGUUUUGGGGUGUGAUGCACCCCAAGACAAAAGCCUAUUUUUGAUCUUGCUUCAUUCCCCCUCCCCUCCCCCCUCCCCGAGACCUGAGCACCUCCAGUGCCAUUCCCAAGGGACACAGAGCAGACAGACCCUCAUUCACACACCCCAGACAUGCUGCCCACCGCUAGCCAUAAGCAAAAUGUGGCCAGCCCAUGGGUCCCAGCUGGCAGAGCCCCCCACCCCCUCCACUUGCAGCAGCCCCAAAACUGUCUGUUCCAGAGACAGGGCUCGCUCCCAGGUGGCAUUGGAACCACACUGCCUGGCCACCUGCAGCUAGCUCUGCUCACCCACUGCCUGGUGAAUCCUCACUGGCUAUGGAUGGGCACAGUCCUGGCACCCACUGUGGCACCUCUUUAGGGGUGAAAUGAGGAGCGGGGAGCUGGCUCCAGUUCCCAACUGCUUCCCAAAGGUAAUUAUGCUGUAUGGGGUGGUGGUGGCCAAUGGGUUGGGACAGGCCUGUACCUACCAGCAGUGCCCAGCUGCUCUGCACAGAAGGGGACUGGGAAUGGUAUGUGUUACCCAUACCUGGGAUAUCCCCCUUGCCCCCGUUCCCCCCAUCACAGUGCCUUUGCUCACCCUAUCCCUGAUGCUCACAGGGAUGGCUAUGUCAGGAGCUGCAGGGGGCCACUGAGAUGUCCCACUCCAGCCAAGCUGCCCUCCCUCCUACCCCAGGGCUUGCAUACAAGCAAGGAAUGGAGGAAAGACCUC
Messenger RNA from Vidua macroura (Pin-tailed whydah), 2286 nucleotides. It is a transcript of the gene PRKAG3, whose product is annotated as protein kinase AMP-activated non-catalytic subunit gamma 3. Lineage: Eukaryota; Metazoa; Chordata; Aves; Passeriformes; Viduidae. The transcript has 12 exons. The record is from RefSeq and is a predicted model, not a curated record. The coding region runs from base 43 to 1176 and encodes 377 amino acids.